AUGCCUGCACCAGCUUGGCCGCAACCAGCAGCGGAACGAAACAGUGGCGGGUGUCCGAAAGAGCUGGGCGCCCAGCACGUGGGGUUGUUGGAGGAGCAUGGUGCGCUGCACUUGAGUGCUGCGGUGAUUUAUGGAGUACAGGUGAGAGGUUAUUCUCCUGUGCCCAGGGAACGGCUAUGGAGAGAUGCAUUACAUGGUGUGCCAUGGUCAUUUACUGACUGUCUAACACUACAUCAAAACCAACAUGUUAUUCGCCAAAAUGCACAUUAUAAGGUGGGGCCUGAGCCCAGGAAGCCCAACUCACUUUGCCUCCUCCAUGGCCACCCGCCAGCACACCUUUCACCCACUCACAAGUCCGCGACUACCAGCGAUGGCCACCGCUAG
Closterium sp. Yama58-4 is the source of this 384-nucleotide messenger RNA. Lineage: Eukaryota; Viridiplantae; Streptophyta; Zygnematophyceae; Desmidiales; Closteriaceae. The record is from the annotation of a GenBank genome assembly.